AUCCUUGCUAAAAGCUGCAGUAUUGCAACCUGGUCUUCAUCCUGAGAGCUCUGGAGCCAUGAUCUCACAGUCAUUUGAUUGCACAUUCUUUGUGAUAGCGUGCAUCUUUUUGAAAUGCUGCUUUGCUUUUGACAAGGGUAUUGAACAAACUAAAAAUGAUGCUACAGAAAUAUUCUACAAUCGCAAGGUACAACAUGAUAAUCCAAGCAAUUUAACAUUAAAUCAGGCAAGGAAUGGAGGACGACAACCUAACCCAUCAGAUUUGAGUCGUAAUGAUCGAUCUCAAGUUGGCUGUCGUGAGCUGAGAUCAACCAAAUACAUUUCUGAUGGCUUGUGUACAAGCAUUAAUCCAGUGAAGGAGUUAGUGUGUGCUGGGGGGUGCUUACCUGUGCCUGUACUCCCCAACUGGAUUGGAGGUUAUGGCCGGAAAUACUGGAGCAGAAGGAAUGCACAAGAGUGGCGCUGUGUGACAGACAAGACUCGUACUGAGAGGAUUCAGCUUCAGUGCCAGAAUGGUGGGACACGAACCUACAAAAUCACUGUAGUUAUUUCAUGCAAGUGCAAGAGAUACACACGACGGCACAACGAAUCAAGCAAUACCAACGUUGAGGAGACACUGCCAACAAACAAGAGAAGACUCAGAGGCAAAAAAAGAUCCCGUAAGAUUCACCAAGAGGAGACCAAGCAUAAAGCAAAUUGGCAUGAAUUGGAAGAUAAACAGUGAUUUUCUUUGUCGCCAUGUGAACUGUACUGUGCAAAAGUGGGCUUCCUUUGUUGGUGUUCUCCAUUUAUUGAAACAAGAUUAUUCCAUGUGUGUUAGGUAUCAUUAAUUAACGAAGGAGUAAAGUUAUGGUCCAUCAGAUCCAUAUAACCAAUCAGAACUCCUGGAUUAAAAUAUAUAUGCUCAGGACCCUGGCUACAUUAAUGUUUUCAAUAGCAUUCCUUACUGUGCACCUUUUGCUUAAUAAUGGCUUCAAAAAAGACAGUGAUACCACUUUUGAAUGCGUAAUAGAACAAAAGUACAAUAAAUGGCUGUAGAACAAUUAAGUUAUUCAACAAUGAUUAAAAUUAAUUAUGAUUACAGUUACCAUUGGUUAAAUAAAUCAAGCUAAGAAUUAUUUUGUUUCCAAUAAUUCUGUUGAAUUGCAAUUUCAUCGGAUUAAUUGGUGACAGUUUAUGUAUAUAGAUAUUUUUGGAAGAAGAUUUAAUCUGCAUGAGAUACCACAUAAGAAAAUAAAUACGUUGGUCUCAAGCAUUUUGUGCAUUUCUAGAUGUACAUUACUGCUUUAUCUUUAAUGUAAUACAUGAGACAGUGUGAAGCAAAUAUACCUGAUCAAUGAUAAUACUUAAACUUAUUCAACCCACACCCUCUUAAUAGAAAGUUGUACUCAUUUCUGUUCUCCCUGUUGAAAUAAAGCUUGUUAGUGUCAAAACUAUCAAAUCCUCACCUUUUAAUGAAACAAUGUCCAAAUGUUCAUUUAAUGGAUAGGAACUAUAUAACAUGACAUUUAUUAAAUCUGAUGACAAGGUCUUUAUUUCAGCCUUUGAAAGAACAUUUGUUGUCUAUUUAUUU
This is a messenger RNA of Rhincodon typus (whale shark), 1573 nucleotides long. RefSeq names its product sclerostin domain containing 1a (gene sostdc1a). The coding region runs from base 59 to 724 and encodes 221 amino acids. NCBI's taxonomy places the organism in Eukaryota, Metazoa, Chordata, Chondrichthyes, Orectolobiformes, Rhincodontidae. The record is from RefSeq and is a predicted model, not a curated record. Gene Ontology annotation, biological process: negative regulation of BMP signaling pathway; negative regulation of Wnt signaling pathway. The transcript is spliced from 2 exons. Gene Ontology annotation, molecular function: BMP binding.